Molecule: messenger RNA, 4297 nt
Organism: Passer domesticus (house sparrow)
Lineage: Eukaryota; Metazoa; Chordata; Aves; Passeriformes; Passeridae
Gene: SFRP1
Product: secreted frizzled related protein 1
Exons: 3
Coding region: 167-1102 (311 amino acids)
Biological process (GO): non-canonical Wnt signaling pathway; canonical Wnt signaling pathway
Molecular function (GO): Wnt-protein binding
Source: RefSeq, a predicted model, not a curated record
GGAGCUCCGCGGGGCUCUGCGCGCAGCCGGCCAGGGCAGCGGCUCGGGGCAGCGGGGCCGCCGGUGGGGUUGCGAGGAGAGUUCCCCGGGGGCGGCCGCCGGCAGCGGGCGCCCGGCGGGGAGCGGCGUGCGGUGCUGUCGGGGCCGCCGUCGGCGGGUGGCGGCGAUGGGCAGCGUGAGGGGGCCCGGCGGGGCCGCCCUGCGUGCCUUGCUGUCGGUGGCCGCCGGGCUGCUGGCCUGCGGCGUGGCCAGCGAGUACGACUAUGUCAGCUACCAGUCAGACCUGGGCCCUUACCCUGGCGGGCGCUUCUACGCCAAGCCCCACCAGUGCGUGGCCAUCCCCGCCGACCUGCGGCUUUGCCACAGCGUGGGCUACGACAAGAUGGUGCUGCCCAACCUGCUGGACCACGAGACCAUGGCCGAGGUGAAGCACCAGGCGAGCAGCUGGGUGCCGCUGCUCAACAAGAAUUGCCACAUGGGCACCCAGGUGUUCCUGUGCUCCCUCUUUGCCCCCGUCUGCCUGGACCGGCCCGUCUACCCCUGCCGCUGGCUCUGCGAGGCCGUGCGCGACUCCUGCGAGCCUGUCAUGCAGUUCUUUGGCUUCUUCUGGCCAGAGAUGCUCAAGUGUGACCAGUUUCCCCAGGAUGACGUCUGCAUUGCUAUGACAGCUCCCAAUGCCACCGAGGUCUCCAGGCCUAAAGGAACGACCGUGUGUCCCCCGUGUGACAAUGAGAUGAAGUCAGAGGCCAUUGUGGAGCACCUGUGUGCCAGCGAGUUUGCUCUUAAGAUGACCAUCAAGGAAGUGAAGAAGGAGAAUGGGGACAAGAUGAUCAUUCCACGGAAGAGGAAGGCACUGAAGCUGGGGCCCAUCCGCAAGAAGAACCUCAAGAAGCUGGUGCUGUUCCUAAAAAACGGGGCAGACUGUCCCUGCCAUCAGCUGGACAACCUCAGCCACUACUUCCUCAUCAUGGGCCGCCAGGUGAAGACUCAGUACCUGUUGACAGCUAUCUACAAGUGGGACAAGAAGAACAAAGAGUUCAAGAAGUUUAUGAAGAAGAUGAAGUCCCCCGACUGCCCGACGUUUCCGUCCGUGUUCAAGUGACGUGCUGGGCGGCGGCAGAGCCGCGCCCUGGACCUGCCCCGGCGGGCACGGCCUCGCUGCUCUGCAGCAGGGGUGCUGGAGCCCAGCCCUGCUGCUCCUCAGAGCUCCCUCACCAUCCUCAGCCCUCCCACAUCCUCGGUCUGAUGGCCUGGGCGCGGUCGCCGAGGUCACUCACCAUUUCCGUCUGCAUCUGUUGUUGUGCAGAUGUGUGCAACCAUUGAAAUAGCAGCUGUCAGGUAAAGAGGGCGAGCGCAGGGCUGUGAGGUGAUGGUAAGAGAAAGGAGUUCUUCAAGUUUCUUGUAGAAAGGACCCUCGUCACCACGUCACUCCUGUCUUCAUGGCUGCAGGAUUGCCCUGAAUUCCUGUAUGAGCCGGAGCUGGCUGAUUAGACACAGAUCCUAUCUUCAUGAUCAAAGUUAAUAAAUGAGUAGUGGAGAACCCAUUACAACCUCUGAUAAGAAUUCCUCAUAGUUAAUUGCCCUCACUGUAAAAAUAUCCCAUUAUAGUCUUAACCUGCUUAGUUUAAGCCUUAACCCUGGUUCCUUGUGGUGCCUUGUUGGGCUGGAGCCCUCUCUCACCAGCAUCUUUGUGCUGUGUCCCCGGGUGCCUGCCUUGGCACCUGCUGUGCCAGCUGAGCCCCUUUGCCCAGUGCUGCACCCAGGCAGCCUUUGAGUCCCUGUGCUGUGCCCAGUGUGUUGUGCACUGGCAUGGGGAGCAGGGGCAGAGGGGGCUCUGCCCACACCUGUGCCUUUGGCCUCGUGCAGGCCCCUGUCUCAGCAGUGCCCAGCUGAGAUCCCUCCCUGCCUGUGGCAGUUCCCGUGCACAGGUGGCCUGAGCUGCUGGUGCCCAGACCUGGCACUCCAUUUUAAGCCCAAGCACAGGUUCAGCUGCUGGCCUGCCUGGGGCUUUGGCUGGGUGGAGCCCAUGGCCAGCUCCUCCAGCCUGUGUCACUCCCUCACUUUACCAGUGAUGUUUUUAUAGUUCCUUUAGGCUGCUGGCAAAGUACGAGUGCAGAAGGCCAAGGACUUUUCCCUGUGGAGCACUGCAGGGAAUGUAUGGUCUCUGUCUUCCCCUCUUUGCUGUGGGACCCAUCAGUCUGGGGUUUUGUCUGUUUGAUCUAUGACAACUUGGCUCUCUAUCAUUAUGUCUUUUUUGCCCUAAUUGAAAUGUCAUGUUUGUAUGAUUUCAAAUAGUUUAUGAAAGACAAAGAAUGUUUUACACAAAUGAUUACAUUUAUCGACCAAGCUGAAAUUCAUUAUUCUGUUAAUUGGACUAGUUCUCUUUUUCAUAGACCCAUACCACUCUGUAUUCAUUAUCCUUCCUCCUUCCAUUUAGUAUUCUCAUCCAUCACCAAUGCUCUGAGAGAAUGAAUAUCUGAUGUCUGAGAUAAUCCUGUUGUAUCACAGUUAAGUGAAAUAACAAAUCCUCAUUUCUGAGGUUUGAACCAAACCCCCUCAAAACUGGUGCAUUAAUUAUUCCUUAGCUUGGGAGUGGUGCUUAUUUCCCACAUGGGGACAGAGCCGUGGACUUGGUUGUAGAAGAAUUCCAUUAACAAGCCAAGUACUCUGAGGAAUGAUGUUUCACAGCUAACAGAGAGAUGGAUUUAGGAUGUGAACUUUGUAGAGUCCCCUUAGGUUGUCUUAGAGCACCAUUUGUAGUAGUGUUGUUUCUUUAUUGCAAAAUUAAUCAUUGUAGAUAAUGUGCUUUAUUAGUGAAGUAAAGAAAUAAAUAAACCAUGGGCUUUAACAUCACAGAUUGGUGAGGUGAAAUGAUGGAGAGGGCUGACAAAUCCAGCCGUGUGGGGAAUGGAGUCAGGACACCAUGAGCUGGAAGUGUGGUUCUCUGUGAGUGCCCACAGUGCCCCUAAAAGCCCCACUGGGACAGGGCAGGGACCCUCUGUCCCCCCUCUGUCACCUUCCUGAGCACAGCACAGCAGAGGGAGUGCUGCUGCUGCUAAAAUUGCCAAAUUAAUCCAUUAAAUAUGAUUCCCCCCACCUCCAUUUUUAUCAAGAGAUGCUGUUUCCUGACCCUUUUGUGGAGUCACCAUCCCUGGAAUGCCUCAAGAAAUGACCAGAUGUGGUGGUGUUCAUCCAAGGGCUGGACUCAAUGAUCUUGGAGCUCUUUUCCAGCCUUCUUUUUUCCAUGAUUCUGUGAUUGCUUGCUCACUGAAGCAGCAGUGCCCUUCCUGGGAAGCUCCUGCUGCUUCAGCCAGCCCUGGCUGCAGCUGGCAGUGGUUUUAAUCCAAGUGAUCCUUUAUUCACCUCCUGGGUGAGGAUCUGCUGAGAAAUUGCUGCAGCCCCAGCUGGGUCUUUAGUGCAGGGGAAGCUUUAAGGGGUGAGGGACAAAUUCUCCCUGCAGUGCACUUGGCUGGGACAUUGGCUGCAGCAGUGUGGUCACCACAGGACCAGGUAAGGUCAGUGCUGAGGAGCUGCUGCCUGGGGUCUCCUGUUCCCAGCUCAGAGCUGGUGCCUGGGCUCAAUCUGGCUCUGCUUUUUGUGUCCCUGCAUUCCACUGCUGGUUUGUCUGUGGUCAUUCAGCAAGGUGAGAGCAUCAGGUCGGUUUGAAGAGAUGCAGGAAGCCAGGCGUGGUUGCUGAAAAUCUCCAGAAUCAGUUCUUUUACUGGCUUCUUGUAAUUGGCAACUCCUGAAGGAUUUUUGGUCAUGUAAAAAGUGAGACUUGCAGUGCAACUGCUGCAUGUGGGUGCCUUUGGUGUCUUUAGAUUUCCUGUACUGCUCUCCAACAAAAAAAGUUUAUUAAAACCUGAAGUGGGCUGAGUGUAAACUAUGGAGAAAGUACCCAAGAUCCUGGGUUGUGCUUGUGUGGAGCCAUGUGGAGCAAAGAGAUGUUUACUGACAUGAGAAAGCACAAAAGUCUCCUGAAAUCAGGCACCAUGUGUCUGGUGUAGUGUUCCCAGAGCAGAGAUGGGUGUUUGUGCAGUUCAUGGACACACUUUGCAUUUUAAAAUGUCGGAUGCUGAUUGUUACGAUGAGUUCUGGUUUAAGUUACAAGCAUGUGUGUAAGUGCUCAGUCAUACUUUGUGCUGGGAGACACCCCCAGUUUUGCCCUGCUGAGGGCUGUGGGGUGUCUGUGGGACAGUGAUGUGCCACUCUGGGACACUCAGGCUUGCUACAGCCUGGGCUUUUCUGAACUAUGAACCUUAAACCCUAAAAUAAAAUAUCAUCCUUUUGUGACUCA